AUGCCCACUACGACCCGUAGCAAUACUCCCAAGUUGGAACAAGUACCGUUGUAUUCUGAAUCUGAAUCUGAUUCCGUCAAUGGUGGUUCCGAAGUCUUUGCGAACGACAGCGGUGGUGGUAAGGAAGAUAUGGAUGGUAGUGGCAACCACAAACAUCAUUUCGAUGAUCAUGAAGCCCUGGAGUUGGCCAAGAAGGAAGACACGUAUGUUUGGUAUUUGCGAUUUGUGGUGACGGCCUUGUUGGGUGCCAUGGCUUUGGCGGUUUGCCUUUCCGUCUACUUUGUGACCAAGCGCAGCGAAGAAGCGGACAUGGAGAAUGACUUUGUCGAUUUGAGUGAAAAGUUGGUGGACACCUUUGAACUAACCUUUCAACAACGAUUUGGGAUUGUGGACAACUUUGCACAAGAGUUUACAUCAUAUGAGAAGGAUGCACCGAAUGUGACAUGGCCUCUCGUAACCAUGCCCGACUUUGAGCGCCGUGCGGGACGAACGGCCGCCUUGGCUGAUCUCUUUUGUAUCUUGAUCUUGCCCAUGGUGCCCGCCGAGCAACGCGUCGAAUGGGAACAGUAUGCUGUCGCCAAUCAAGGAUGGAGAGGAGAAGGCUUGGCAUUGCAACAGGGGAUUCCUAUAGAGGAUGUGGAGGUGGGAGAACUCCGACCCCGGAUGUUCAAAGUCCUUGACAAUGGCACCCGAGUUCCCGAAGAUCGACCGGGACCCUACUUUCCCAUUUGGCAAACCUUUCCCGCGGUAGACUUUUCUGGUCAUACUCAUUUGAACCUAUACAGGUGGAAGCCUUUGUACACCAACAGCAUUGAUGCCAUUUUGAAACAAAAGAAACCCGUACUACCCGCCAGUUACGACUAUUGGGGGGCUCCCAAGGAUGACCUUCGAAGAGUUGUCUUUAACAAGUAUGUUGCAAGUUAUUCCAGGUACAGCUCACAGACAUACGAGGACGAUCCAGUCAUGUCAUUCUUCUAUCCCAUCUUUGACAGACUAGAUGGGAAACCACAGGAUCGGGAAGUAAAGGCCGUGCUUUUGGGCGCCAUCUACUGGAGGACAUACUUCAAUGGAAUCCUACCUCCUGGAGCCAAUGGCAUUCAUGUCAUUCUCGAAAAUCAAUGUGAUCAGACAUAUACCUAUCGUGUUGAUGGGACAGAAGCUCAGUUCCUGGGUCAUGGGGACCUUCAUGACACCAAGUACGACUACCUUGAAACACAAGUCGAUCUAACUCUGGGCAAGGAUAUCUAUGCCUAUGACAACAACCAAGAAGAGCAAGACCAAGAUCGCCUGGAAGCAGAUUGCCGUUACAAGCUUCGAGUGUAUCCCUCUCAGGAAUUUCACGAUGACCACACUUCCAAUAAACCCCUCUUGUACACGAUUUCGCUUGCCGCAGUCUUCAUCUUCACGUCCGCGGUCUUUCUCCUCUACGAUUACUGUGUGGAACGUCGUCAAAAGGUCCUUCUCAAAUCGGCACGGCAGUCGGGAGCCAUUGUGCAGAAUUUGUUCCCCGAAAAUGUACGAAAUAGAAUGUAUCAAGAACAAGAGGAAGAAGACAAGAUGAGAGAUGGAAAGGAUACUUGGAAGGCAGAUGGGGGUACUGGUGCAGCGGGCUUUCACGGGAGACCCAAUGCGGACUUGUUCCAAGAGACCACUGUCUUUUUUGCUGAUUUGGUUGGAUUCACAGCUUGGAGUUCCAAACGAACCCCAGUAGAAGUCUUCGAGUUGCUCGAGGCUCUGUAUGGAGCCUUUGACAAAAUUGCAAAGCGCCGUAAAGUAUUUAAGGUCGAGACGAUUGGUGACUGCUAUGUAGCAGUGACUGGGAUUCCAGAGCCACAGGAUAACCAUGCUGCUAUCAUGGCUCGAUUUGCUGUCAGUUGCAUGGCAGAGAUGAACCGAAUGACUCAUGAUGAGUUGGCUGAGACCUUGGGGGAAGACACGAAAGACCUAGAAAUGAGGGUUGGACUUCACAGCGGGCCCACAACUGCCGGAGUACUCCGUGGUGAGAGAGGCCGCUUCCAGCUCUUUGGAGAUACGGUGAACGUGGCUUCCCGCAUGGAGAGUAAUGGUGUCCGCGGCAGAAUCCAUGCAUCACAAAGCACUGCAGAUGCUUUGACGGCAUCUGGCAAAGGCCACUGGUUGACUCCUCGAGAAGAAAAGAUCCUGGCCAAAGGCAAAGGUGAGAUGCAGACCUACUGGGUCCAGAUCAACCCAGGAACAGCGCGAACUGGUCUAUCUUCUGCCCAUUCGAAUCAUUCCGGUGGUGACAAACAUGGUCUAUCUUCUGCCCAUUCGAAUCAUUCUACUGGUUACGAAAAUGAAUUUGAUGCUGUGGCCGAUGUCUAG
Molecule: messenger RNA, 2343 nt
Organism: Seminavis robusta
Lineage: Eukaryota; Bacillariophyta; Bacillariophyceae; Naviculales; Naviculaceae
Source: the annotation of a GenBank genome assembly